Capronia coronata CBS 617.96 is the source of this 762-nucleotide messenger RNA. RefSeq lists its product as uncharacterized. Bases 1 to 762 code for a protein of 253 amino acids. The transcript has 6 exons. Gene Ontology annotation, molecular function: oxidoreductase activity, acting on the CH-OH group of donors, NAD or NADP as acceptor. The record is from RefSeq and is a predicted model, not a curated record. Lineage: Eukaryota; Fungi; Ascomycota; Eurotiomycetes; Chaetothyriales; Herpotrichiellaceae.
AUGGCGCCAUCAACAUGGCUUGUUGUUGGAGCGUCUAGAGGCAUAGGGCUCGAGUUUGUGCGGCAAUUGUUAGAGCAAGGCAACCAGGUCAUUGCAGCAGUGCGAAACCCUGAGACGGCCAACCAGAUUUGGCAGUUGUCUGCUCAGCCAACGAGACCUGGAGCGUGUUUGAUAGAACAGUGCGAUGUUACCGACGAAGCCAGCAUUGAUGCAUUUGUGGAUCGAAUGAAAGCACUGGUGUCCAAAGGGAUGAAGAUUGAUAAUCUUAUAUUAAACGCCGGUAUCUUGAAAUAUCCCAACCGAGCCACCGAAAUAUCAUUUAGUGACUUCGCUCUGCACCUCCAUACCAACACCAUCGGGCCCAUUAUCGUGGCACAGAAACUGCUCAGUAUCAGCAGUGCCGAUCCGCCAUCGAAAGUCGUCUUCAUAUCCUCCGACUCGGGAUCAACAGCGGACUUCCGAGACCAUGAGGAUGGGUUCGGUGCAUACGCUUCGAGCAAGGCUGCUCUCAACCAGAUGUUAAGGCACAUGGCUGCCGAGUUGAAGAGAAAAGGGGGAAAGUGGCAGGAUGUAUGCGUCUUAGCCAUGCAUCCCGGAGAAGUGCAGACGGAUAUGGCCAAUAAUAUCAGUGUUGACUGGGAGGUCGAAGGCGUCAUCAACGCCGACGAGAGUGUCGAAAAGAUGUUGAAGGUCAUUGGCGAGAAGGACAAGAGUCACAGUGGCACUUUCUGGCGUUGGGACGGGCGGGAACAUCCCUGGUGA